AUGCCCGCUACCGGAUGCUCAGCAGCAGCGGCGGUUCGCCAGACCGUCUUCUUCUACCAGCCCUCGCAGCUCGAGGGGUGGCAGGGCCUGGACCCCUUUGCCGCCUGUGCCCUACCAGAUGCCAACGCCGGCGCCGCGCUCUCCUCUGUCGACGGGUCCCCGAACUGGGACUUUUUGACAUGGGAUCCCGCGACUUCGGCGACCAGUCUUGGUGCGGACGCCACAUUUCCGGACCUGGAGAUCGGAGCUGAUUUCCUCAACUUUCCUGAUUACACACCUCCCCUUCCCCCAUCUAUGCCCAACAUUUCUCCGUCCAUUCCCUCUCUCCCCUCCUAUGACCUUCCUUCGGCCUCUAACAGCCCACCCUUUCACCCGCCGGCCACCCGUUCGACGUCGCACUCGCCCCCCAACACGACGCCGAGCUCCACCAGCGGCGCCCCCGCGCUGCCGUCUCACCGCCAGGACCGUGAGUCGUCCGAGGUGGCGCAGCGCCGCCAGCGCAACACCAUCGCGGCGCGCAAGUACCGCCAGAAAAAGGUGGAUCGGAUCGAGGAGCUCGAGAAGGCGCUCGAGGAGACCGUCAGGGAGCGCGACGAGCUGCGGCUGCGGCUCGCGCGUCAGGAGGCCGAGACGAAAGCGCUCAAGAGCGUCAUGCGCAUGGGCAAGGAGUCGGCGUCAAAUGAGGACUAA
This is a messenger RNA of Verticillium nonalfalfae, 690 nucleotides long. RefSeq lists its product as uncharacterized. The coding region runs from base 1 to 690 and encodes 229 amino acids. The record is from RefSeq and is a predicted model, not a curated record. Lineage: Eukaryota; Fungi; Ascomycota; Sordariomycetes; Glomerellales; Plectosphaerellaceae. The transcript is spliced from 3 exons. Gene Ontology annotation, molecular function: RNA polymerase II cis-regulatory region sequence-specific DNA binding; DNA-binding transcription factor activity, RNA polymerase II-specific. Gene Ontology annotation, biological process: DNA-templated transcription; regulation of transcription by RNA polymerase II.